AUGGGCCCCUAUACCGCCUCCUCAUGCUGCUGCCAGCCCCGUAAUCUGCCAUGGGGCCCCGUACCGACUCCUCAUUGCUGCUGCCAGGCCCGUAAAUCUGUCAUGGGCCCCUGUUACGCCUCCUCAUGCUGCUUGCCAGGUCCAGAGUGUGUCAUGGGUCCAUGUACGGCCUUCCCAUUGCUGCUGUCUCUAUUCGCCACACUCUGCCAGUCUUUUUUGGUGUGCCACUUUCAGGUCUCCCUCACACUGCUGGUGUGUUCCAUUUUUGUCAUAGGGUGCCUGUAUGGCCUCCCAUUUGCUGCAGCCCCUCCACCGCCCACCACUGUGGCUCCACACUCUUGGUUUUUGGCCCCCGUGAUAUGCCCAAAUGAGUGAAGUGUGUGCGGUGGAUUCUAAAGUUCGGACGGCACUCCAUCUGGCAUUGUCAUACUGGACUGACAGUAUGAUUUUCUCUUCACCAGCAGACUCCAAGGGCAUUUAAAUUAAAGGUACAGUGAUUCUGCACUAAUAUUA
This is a messenger RNA of Staurois parvus, 513 nucleotides long. The record is from the annotation of a GenBank genome assembly. NCBI's taxonomy places the organism in Eukaryota, Metazoa, Chordata, Amphibia, Anura, Ranidae.